Molecule: messenger RNA, 2318 nt
Organism: Schizophyllum commune H4-8
Lineage: Eukaryota; Fungi; Basidiomycota; Agaricomycetes; Agaricales; Schizophyllaceae
Exons: 9
Coding region: 22-2121 (699 amino acids)
Biological process (GO): mRNA splicing, via spliceosome
Cellular component (GO): post-mRNA release spliceosomal complex
Molecular function (GO): RNA lariat debranching enzyme activator activity; nucleic acid binding; zinc ion binding
Source: RefSeq, a predicted model, not a curated record
GCGCUCAUUGUUCUCGCCGUCAUGUCGGCGACUUCAGUCAAGAUACUGACCGUUGGAUCCGCUGCUGGGUCUAUACGCGACCUGUUCGCCAAAAUCAAGGCCAUUAACGCCAAGCAUGGGAAGUUCGACUUCGUGCUCUGCGUGGGGGACUUCUUCGGCGGCCCCAGGGCAUUGACGGACGAGAACACGAGCGAAAAUGAUGAAGUAUCGCAACUGCUCGCAGGGGAACUGGAAGCCCCGCUGGAAUGCUAUAUAAUGCAGGGGGACGUGCCGCUCCCAGAGACGGUGGUAGCUAAGUUCGCCACCACGGGCGGAGAACUCUGCAAGAAUGUCUUCCUUCUCAGCAAGUCGGCCGUCCUUACCACUGCGCAUGGCCUGCGGCUCGCUUGCCUCGGCGGCGCGUACGACCCCGCCACAUAUCACACCGCCGAGACUGCCCCCGGCUUCCUCUCUCCCCUUUUUGCCGCCCAAACCGUCGACCGCCUACUCUCCAACUCCCUCGCCCAGUCCUCAGCCAAGCAGGACUACCGCUCCCUCGCCGCUGUACAGACCAACUCUACUUCCACGCAGCUAGUUGACAUCCUCCUCACCAACUCUUGGCCCUCGGCGAUCACGCGGCUAUCGAACGCGCCUCUACCCAGGCCUGAGUUGGCGGGCAUCGGCGCACCCCCACUGGACGAAGUGGUGAAACACCUAAAGCCCAGAUAUCACUUCGCGGCGUGUGGGGGAAGUCCGCCGGUCUUCUGGGAGAGGGAGCCGUAUGCGUGGGCGGAGCCGGCGGACCGAGUGUCGCGAUUUGUGAGCUUGGGCGCGUUUGGAGGGCCACCUACGGAGGGAAAGAAGCAGAGAUGGUUCUACGCAUUUUCCAUUGCACCCUUAACACCUGCCGGAGCGGCGGCCCCAAAACCAGCAAACUUGACGAAGAACCCAUUCACUGACGCGCCAUCGCUGCCGACGAAACGACCAUUCGAGCCCAACGAUGAUACCGGGGCAAAUUACAUUUGGGGCAAUGUCGCUCAGCCCAAUAAGCGCACGCGCGUAGAACCCCAAGGUGAGCCUGGGAUGCCACCACCGGGGUAUAGGUGUCAUCGGUGCGAUUCUACAACGCACUUCAUCCAAGAUUGCCCUGAACGUCCGAUACCCAAAGAGGGCUUCAUCUGCAAACUGUGCAAUGAGCCCGGUCACUUUGUCCGCGAUUGUCCCACUAAGCAUGCCGUUGGGGACACCGGGGGCCGGAAGCCCAAGCCCGGAUACGUGUGCCGCGCCUGCGGUAGCGAAGACCACUACAUCGAGGACUGUCCCUCGGGGAGGGGCGGUCCAAGACAUGGCGGCGGAGGCGGGACAAGGGGAAGAGGCAAAGGUCCUCCGAAAGAAAUCACGACCGACGAAUGCUGGUUCUGCCUGUCCAACCCAAACAUCGCAAAGCACCUCAUCGUCGCCAUCGGCACCGAGUGCUACGUCAGCCUGCCCAAAGGCCAACUCAUCCCCACCCACCCGAUCGGCGACGAGCCGCGCGACGCCGUCGUCGACGUCCCCGGCGGCGGCCACGUCCUCAUCAUCCCCAUCACCCACUACCCGACCUUCCACACCAUCCCCGCGGACCUCGCGCCCGCCAUCCUCGACGAGACGGAGAAGUACAAGUACGCGCUCCGCUCCCUGUAUGCGAAGCACGGCGCCGCGGGUGUAUUCUUCGAGGUCGCGCGCCUCGGGCGGAAGGGCGGGCACGCGCACGUGCAGUGCGUGCCCGUGCCGAGGCGGUUGGGAGGGGGUGGCGCGGAUACCUCGCUGGAAGCCCUCUCCAAAUUCGUCGAAACCGCAUUCAAGGACGAGGGCGCGCACCAGGGCCUCACCUUCGAGGAGGACGCGGACGCGGCGCUCGAGGCGUGCGCGGGCGGCGCGGGCGGGUACUUCCGCGUCGACCUGCCUGACGGGCGGAAGAUGGUGUAUCUGAUCCGGGACCACGUACCGUUCGGGGUGCAGUUUGGGCGGCAGGUGAUGGCAAAUUUGCUGGGGAGGCCAGAGCGGAUGGAGUGGCAGGCUUGUGUGUUGUCGGAUGACGAGGAUACGGCGGACGCGAAGGCAUUUAGGGAAGCUUUUGCGCCGUUCAAUCCGGUUUCGUAGAUGCGUGUCGCAGGCCUCGCUGCUAUCGUACUGGAGCGUUCAAUCUGGUGUAUGGAACUCUCAUUCGAGCCCAAUGCAUGUAUGUGUUGGCGACAAACGAGUCAAUGAAAUUGGCAAUCAACUCUAGCGAGCUAAGUAAUGUGAGCUGGAUACGAGCAUAGGAAACGACAUGUUUGGGGCAAGUGGCAUAUGGACAA